GGCAGCAGAGGGAGGGUGACAUUACAGGAAGAGCCAGAAGGGAUUGGCUGGGAAGGCGCUAUAGGUCAGUUGCUCGGUAAACGCUGGCGCACCCUGACUAGCGGAGGGAGUGACGCAUUGUCUGUGGAACAGCAGCACUGGAUUGUGAGCGGAGGGUGGAAGGCAGGUCCCGGAAGCGCCGUUCCGCGCUGGGACUGGCUCCUUCGCAGCCAUUUUCUGUCCAACCAAACAGCCGAUUCGUGCAGGGAACCAACCAGGGCCGCACUGGAGAUGGACGGUGAUAGCGCUACAACAGAUACUUCUCAGUUAGGGAUUUCUGGAGACUAUAUUAGUGGGAGCCAUUAUGUAAUACAGCCCCAUGAUGGGGACACAGAAGACAGUUUAAAUGACCCAGAUGACACAAAUGGAUCUAAAGAUAGUUUCAGAGAGCAAGAUAUUUAUCUUCCCAUCGCUAAUGUGGCAAGGAUAAUGAAAAAUGCUGUACCACAGACAGGAAAAAUUGCAAAAGACGCAAAGGAGUGUGUACAGGAAUGCGUAAGCGAAUUUAUUAGCUUCAUAACAUCUGAAGCAAGUGAACGAUGCCAUCAAGAAAAGCGAAAGACCAUCAAUGGAGAGGAUAUUCUGUUUGCUAUGUCAACGCUAGGCUUUGAUAGUUACGUGGAGCCAUUAAAGUUGUAUCUUCAGAAAUUCAGAGAGGCAAUGAAAGGGGAAAAAGGUAUUGGCGGAACAGUUACCACAGCAGAUGGUCUAGGCGAAGAGCUUUCAGAAGAACCUUUCACUAGCCAAAUACCAGCAGGUUUAAUAACCACAGAUGGACAGCAACAGAAUGUUAUGGUUUAUACCACAUCAUAUCAGCAGAUAUCUGGUGUUCAACAAAUCCAGUUCUCCUGAUUUUGACGGAAAAAUCCCAAUGUGCAAACAUGAGUCAGGAAGAAAGCUAUAGCAAUUUGAAUGCGAUGGAGUACAAUGGUGUGUGAGGUUGUCAUUUUUUUUCUUUCCCCCCUCCCCCCUUUUUUUAUUUAAUUUUUUGUAUAUUAUGUUGCUGUAAUGUAGCUUUCUCAGGCAUGUCAUAUGGGAGAUAAAACCCACUGUUAUAUAUAUGUAUAUUUUUAUUUUUGGUUAGUUUUAAGAAUUGGAUUUUAAAUGCAUUAUUUCAGUAACUUUUUUUUUUUUGUACAAGAGUUGUUCUUCUGGCUCCUGUAUGCAUUGUAAAUUAAUGAUUUAUUACUGUCUGAGAUUUGUAGACAGUUUCUUAUUUUCAUAUUGAAUUGUGUAACUUCUUUUGUAAAUCAAAUAAAGAAAAAAUGCUUCA
Molecule: messenger RNA, 1312 nt
Organism: Xenopus laevis (African clawed frog)
Lineage: Eukaryota; Metazoa; Chordata; Amphibia; Anura; Pipidae
Gene: nfyb.S
Product: nuclear transcription factor Y subunit beta S homeolog
Exons: 7
Coding region: 271-891 (206 amino acids)
Biological process (GO): regulation of transcription by RNA polymerase II; regulation of DNA-templated transcription; positive regulation of transcription by RNA polymerase II
Cellular component (GO): transcription regulator complex; nucleus; CCAAT-binding factor complex
Molecular function (GO): DNA-binding transcription factor activity, RNA polymerase II-specific; DNA-binding transcription activator activity, RNA polymerase II-specific; RNA polymerase II cis-regulatory region sequence-specific DNA binding
Source: RefSeq, a predicted model, not a curated record